Messenger RNA from Morchella importuna, 633 nucleotides. RefSeq lists its product as uncharacterized. NCBI's taxonomy places the organism in Eukaryota, Fungi, Ascomycota, Pezizomycetes, Pezizales, Morchellaceae. Bases 1 to 633 code for a protein of 210 amino acids. The record is from RefSeq and is a predicted model, not a curated record. The transcript has 2 exons.
AUGAUUGCAAAGUGCAAAGAAAUCUGCCAGGACGAGAAGACGUGGCUGUUGAACAAGUGUGGUCUGCUUGGGAUGGACAUGGACGAUGAUGUGAUGGACCACAGAAGUUUGCGUCCCUCAGCCAUGGUGCUUGUGAGGCAUUUGGUGGAGAAGGAGAAGGAGGACGCGAAGAAGGCGGAGAACGCUGGACAUGAUCAUGGAAUACAUGGGCAUAAGCUGCCGGAGUUGGAGCUGUAUAAAGCCAGGCAGGUCAUGACAAGGGCCGAGUUUAUCGAAGAGUUUGACCACAUCAACAUCUUCACCAUCGACUGCGACAGCAAGGUUAGGGCCGAUAGCGUACCCAUGAUGAAUGCGUUUAGAGAGGUGGUGGCCGAAGAGGGAUUUGAUGAGUACUUGGAAGAUACGCUGCAGAGAAUCAGUGAUAUCGAGAGUUUGGGCAGAACGAGGGAGAUCACAAUAAAGGAUCUUUGGCAUGGCGGGAAGUACAAUAUGACGGUUAAGAACCAUAAGGGCCAAACUGAAAAGACCAUUUCCUGGGACGUGACACCCGGUGACAGAGACGCGGAAAAUCGGAUGAUUAGUUCUCUGGUUAACUUGAUUUCUAUCUCGCCGACAAGCUCGCGGCGGUUGUAA